CAAUUUCAUCCCAUAUAUUCGACCCAACACUUUGACAAAAACAAACCUUUCUCUAUCUCGUCUUCUUUGUCUUCUUCCUCUCCAACCUUCUUCAUUCCCUUGUAUUCUUCGUGUUCUUCUCCAGCUCGUUCCUCUCGAUACCUCUCUCUAUCUCUUAUUCUUCGUCUGAAUCGAUUCCUAAAUCCUGAACUCUUGUUUAUCGUCUUCAUCGUUUCCUAAUGAUCUCUCUUCUCUCUUCGUCGAUCUCUCUGCAUCGAUCUCUUUCAAUGGCUCCUCCUCUCCAAAACUGCAGUAACCCAGUCACCGCCAAUAACCAUGACUCGGGUCCUCACUCGCUACUAGGAGCUGUUGGAUCUAUAAGUGGUCCUGCCAUGCCACCAAGCGCUGAAUCUUCAAGUGCUAAUAACUACAACCGUAUGACCCUAGAAGCAUUAUUGAAUGAUCCCUCCAGAGAGCUUCAGCCACACCUCCAUCCAAGGAAACUCAAUGGCUUUAUCGCAAGUUCUUUACAAAACUGAGUCCUCUUAUUUCUUCUUAUAAUGUAUUGUCAUCUCUGUUUGUAGGUUCGGUGUAGACCCCUCUGUCCACAAAUUCAUUCGAACAACAUGGCAAGCCUACUACAUGGGACCAUAGAGUAGCUGGAAAUUUGUUCCUGAGGAGAGGAAAGAUAAGUGGUGGCAGACUUUUGUGCAAAACUACUACUGAGAAGAUCGUUUUAAAUCCAACGUCUACCGUCUUUGGAAGUUGCACACACAGACAACAACAUGCCAAAAGAUCAGUAAGAAGAAGAGACUGAACCAGAAGCCUAAGUUCAUAAGCGAAUCUGACUGGACCACUCUGCUGGAGUUUUGGUCAACAGAACCAGCCUGUAAAAAGAGCAAGGCAGCGGCUUCAUCUCGCAUGACACCCCAUGGUAAGAAAGGGAUACACAAGCAUUGUGCAAGUCCUCAAAACUUUUUGAAGAUCGAAUAUGACAUGAUGGCGGAGUCUGGUCUCGAUGAACCACCACCUUACACUGAUCUCGUGCAGGAAGUCGUCGCAAAGAUGACAGCUAAUGAUGGAUCUCCUCAUUCUGACAGCCAAGGCACCUCAACAGCUGCAACGUCUGCAACUCCUACUCGCAUUCUCCUCAACCAAGAAUUUCUCAAGCUUCGGAAUUUCACUCUGACUGAGUCAAUCCAUGAAUCUCAUACACUCACCGUCGACAUGGACAUGCGUAUCUCCGGUUUGGAGGCUAAUACAAAAGCUGUCAACAUCAAUGUUGAAACGCUCAAGGAAGAUGUGGUGGCGAUGAGGGGUGAGUUCAAGGAAGAGUUGGCCACAGUCAAGAAUGAAAUGGUGGCCGUACUAAAUGCAUUCCUACAAAAGGUUGGUACCACUCCGAUUUCUACUACUGCUGCUGAUGCCUCUCCGCAUCGUGCUGCUGCUGCCUCUACAAAUCCUGCUAACACCACAAACCCAAGUCAACAAAAACCUACACUACAUGAGAUGUGUGCUGUUUUAUUAAGAGAUUAG
Messenger RNA from Thlaspi arvense, 1515 nucleotides. The record is from the annotation of a GenBank genome assembly. NCBI's taxonomy places the organism in Eukaryota, Viridiplantae, Streptophyta, Magnoliopsida, Brassicales, Brassicaceae.